AAAAAGAAGAAGAAAAAGCUUGAAGUAAAUGUCAUAGAAUUCUGUGAUUGUGAUUCAAAACAAAAGCACUCCAAAAGUGCAACUAAUUUUAUGAAGAUACUUUACUAAGUAAAAACUUGCUUGAGGAUUUGGUUUUAUCAUAUUUUACUACCUAUGUUGUAAUGGGUUUUAAAGGCAUUUGAGUAAUAGUAGUUUCGUCCAUGGAACAGGCCGAUAAACGCAUUUGAAUAUAAUAUGUCUAAAACCAAAGAUAAAUUGAAAACAGCAACAAAAAAGCAAAAAGCUAUUCAAUGUUCACAACAACCAAAACGUACUAAUUGUAGGAAAACACUAAGUGACGACGAUGGCAUUACAAAGUCUAAACAACUAGCUCACAAAAUAAAAACAAACCCACGGAUUGGCAUACCUAGAAUACGCAGGAUCGACAACAACGAAGAAAGAAUAUGCGGCAAUGGCAAACCAAUGCCAUCACUAGCAGAUCUUGAAAAAAUGUUUAAUGAUUCUGACAAUGAAGAAGAACUAAAUGUUAAUGAUACCUUGAACAUGAACACACCAAUUGUGGAUCCUAACCAUUGCUCAACUCCAAAGAAAAAACCAAUCACUGAAGAUCAACUGAAAUCACCGCGUACAAUCAAAACAAUUGCAGAUAAAAUGUUAGAUUUUAUUUCUUCUUUACCUGAUGCAACAGUGCUUCUUGAUGAAGUGCCUCCACCACCAGUGAUAAAACAAAAGAAAAGAAAAAAGUCAGGUAUACCUUAUAUUGUAGGUAAUAAAGAUAGACCUCGUGUGCCAACCAAAAAGACAACCAACUUUUGUAAAGGUGAUGAAGAUUAUGGUAUUAACAUUAAUGAUAUUCAAUCUGAAGAUGAUUCUCCUAAACCCAGAGCGAAAAGAUCAAAAACGGCUAAAUAUUCAAAAUCAAUCUUCAAUGCUAAAAGUGAAGAAAUAGCAGCAUCUUUAAAAGAAUAUGAUGGUGUACAUAGUGAUGAUAGUUCUGAUAGCAACAAGACUGUAGCCUAUGAGUACUAUUCCCCAAGUAACAUGAGUAGACCACUAUCAUUCUCUCCAUUGCCCAGUACAUCAAAAGAUAGUGAAACUAUUUAUAAAAAUGAUAUACGCUUUAAUGAAAGUCUGGUUGUAAACCAAUCGACCUCUGAAGUAAUUGAUAAUGAUUUGCAAAUCAUCGACCAACCACCUGACACUAUUUUAAUAGACGAGUAUACUGAAACAAGAAAACCAAACAGUAUUCUGACAUCAGAACUAAUUGUAAUUAAUGAUGACACACCCCCUCAUACGCCUUUAGUUAAUGAUGAACCAACAAAUCAUUUUAUCAAAGAUGAAGACAGCUGUAUUGAAAUUAUUGAAAAUAGUAGUUCUCAAAAUGUUGAACCUCCAAUUCCAGUUGAGGACUAUUAUAGUUCAUUAGAUCUUAGUUUAAAUAUCAGCACCAACAAUGAUGAUAUGGAAGUUAUAGAUGUAGAUGAAGUGAUUGCAGAAAACAAAGCUAUAAUUGAAAAAUACUGUAAACCUAAAGAUCUUGAUAGUAUCACAAUAAUUGAACCACAGACAAAUAAUAUUGAGACUGUACAAACAGAAAAUAAUGAAUGUGUUGUUGUUGAAUCUGUUAUUAGUAUAGAAGAGCAGGAAUCUCUCCAAACACAAAAUAAUGAAAGUACUAAACCUGUUAUUAGUACAGGUGAGCAGGAAUCAAGUCCAAGAUUAAAUAUGUCCCCUGUCGAAUUUAUAUCCAGUACAUCUGUUCAACACAUACCCAAUACACUUAGUACAGAUAAAACUAAUAAUGAGGAUGUCAUUGAAAAUGCUGUUUAUAAUAGGAACAGUAAUACUGGUACAAGGUCAAACUCAAAUUUAUUGCUUGAUGAUCAGAAUUUAUUAUCCAUUGAUCAGUCUUCAACAUGUAAUACCAAUGGCCAUCCACAAAAUGCAAUAUGUCUCAUUUCAUUUCUCAAGUCUAUGAGUGAUAUUGCCAAAAACUACAUUGGUGGAACACCCAGACGGAGAAGCCGAAAUAAUGUAUAUACUGCAAAUACAAGGCCUAAUAAUACACAAUUGGAUACCGAAAAUAAUUCAUCUGGAAUAUCAAAAAGACUUGGAGAUUGCCCUAUAUGUCUGGAUAGUCUUGCUAAUAUUCCAGUCGCAUCGACAAUAUGUGGUCAUAUUUUCUGUAUGAAAUGUAUAAGUGCAGCUGUUAAAUCCAGUGGCAGAAGAUGUCCAACCUGUAGAAAGCCAUUGAAGGGAAAAGGUUAUCACCAACUGUUUCUCUAAAGAUUUAUAUUAAAUCAAAACAUAAUGAAUACCUUGUGUAUUAAUUGACAAUGUUAAAGUUAUUGUAUAUAGUGUUGAUUAUUAUUUUAUGUGUCAGUUCUUAAUCAGUCAUACUUAUAGCAUACUACAGAAAGUAUUGUAUUCAUGUAAUUAAGAUUUCAUUGUUACAACAUGUAAAAUUAUCUACCUCAUUGCCUCUUUAAUUGAUAACUUAAAUUAAUAACUUAAAAUAUGUUAGGAGAUAUAGGGUAUGCGUAAAUAAGUGUUACCAUAAGUGAUCAUUGAUCAAUGAUAAUCAGGCAGGUUAGCAGGUUUCAUGUUGCACAAAUAGAAGAAUACAUAGUUUGAUUAAGUUUUAAACCUUUUUGUUUUUGCUUGUUAAACUAACUCAUUUUGUGUACCAAGACUUAUACGUAGAUAAAGAUAUUUCUAAAUAUUUUUGUCAAUAUAUGCUGGGCAUAAUGACAAGCAAAACUUUUAAAGUGGGAUUUUUUGAUUAAUUUCUUUGUUAUAAAUAAAACCUUAUCCCAUAAGUAUAGAGUUGAAAGCAUAAUUGCAUUUGAGGCUUUAUGGAAAUGGGAUAAACUUGAUAUUGUUUUUAAAAAAAAAAAUUUAGUCAUUUUACACUUUUCUUACAUAUAUUUUUUUAAGUAUUGCAAAUAUAUUCAUGAUAAUUUUAACUCAUUUAAAAUUUGCUUUAAUUAAAAAUGUAGUUACCCACUGUAUUGUACUAUCCCAAUAUCACAGGACAGGAUAUUGACAUCAGCAAAGCUCAAAGAAUCAUUGACUUUGUAAUCUUUGUUAAUCCUAUGCUUAGAAUAUACAAAGCAAAAUAAUAAUAAAACUAGUUUUGAUGACAUAGAAUAAGGUACUAUAUUUAAAAACUGAAUUGUUAGACAUUACUGUAGAAACAAGUAUUGUACUCUCAUGAAUCAGUGACAAAUUUAUCCUAAAGCCACAGCAAGACCAGGCCUACAGUGACAAUAAUUUUAUUUUAUUUAUUAAUUAUUAGCAUAUAACAUUGUGCAUCAAAAGCAAUGAUGGAAUAGGUCUAUCUUCACUUGUUUAUCCAAGAGAGAUCUGAGCUGAGAUAAAAAUGAGAAUAAUACAGUUAAUUUCAUUUCAUUCCUUUUUUUUAAAUAACUUGAAUAAGUUAGCAGAUAGUUAACAUUUUUCAGAAUUUUACUGUGUCUGUUAUGGCAGGCACGUCUGAUUUGAUUAGCGAUAAAACAAUAUAUCAUUUCAUCAUAUUAUAACUAUUCCUAUUAAUUUACUUUUUGUGAUAUGUAACUAAAUGACUUAUUGUUAAGUUAUAAUUUCUGAUACACUAAAUAUUGUUUUUAAGAAUAAAUGAAAAAGACCC
This is a messenger RNA of Diatraea saccharalis (sugarcane borer), 3649 nucleotides long. The record is from the annotation of a GenBank genome assembly. Lineage: Eukaryota; Metazoa; Arthropoda; Insecta; Lepidoptera; Crambidae.